UUGGAUCUCUCCCCCUUUCAAGAUAAAUAGUAUGGAACGGGGUAGAAGGAUUGGUGAACUACAGACAUCAAUCAGAGACACGAGGACACAACGUACUUCACUCUGUCACUCACACCAAACCAGAGACGAAUCAAAUCAAACAACAGAAAACAAGAGCAGGAGAUGGCUUCCGAAGACAGGUUGAAAGGACCAGACCAGCCGAAGCUGUGCAUCAAUGGGUGCGGGUUCUUUGGGACAGCGGCAAACCAGAACCGCUGUUCCAAGUGCUACCGCGACCACGUCCUCCGCAAGUUAGAGAAGAGCUCUUCCUCUUCUUCUUCCACGGUGGUUCCCUCUUUAUCUUUGCCGUCGUUGUCACCUUCACCGACGACAUCUUCUUCUCCUCCUCCGGCAUCCUCGGUGGGUUCGAAAGCGACGGUGAACAGAUGCGUUAGCUGCAGGAAGCGUGUCGGCUUAUUGGGUUUUACGUGCCGGUGCGGGAGCACAUUCUGCUCGAUUCACAGAUACCCAGAGAAGCAUCAGUGUGGAUUCGACUUCAAGACCACUGGGCGAAUCGCCAUAUCUGAGACUAGUCCAACAAUCAAGGCCGACAAACUCGAUGAGAGAAUCUGACCUUUUUUCAUUCCUUCCUUCUCAUACUCUUAGUAGGGGCAAUUAGUAAUUGAAUUUUUUUUAUUGUUUG
Molecule: messenger RNA, 682 nt
Organism: Nelumbo nucifera (sacred lotus)
Lineage: Eukaryota; Viridiplantae; Streptophyta; Magnoliopsida; Proteales; Nelumbonaceae
Product: zinc finger A20 and AN1 domain-containing stress-associated protein 1-like
Molecular function (GO): DNA binding; zinc ion binding
Source: RefSeq, a predicted model, not a curated record